Molecule: messenger RNA, 1286 nt
Organism: Coregonus clupeaformis (lake whitefish)
Lineage: Eukaryota; Metazoa; Chordata; Actinopteri; Salmoniformes; Salmonidae
Product: GTPase IMAP family member 9-like
Exons: 2
Coding region: 40-936 (298 amino acids)
Molecular function (GO): GTP binding
Source: RefSeq, a predicted model, not a curated record
CACACUUCUCUCUUCAGCUCAACAUCACACUUCCAAAAUAUGACUGAACACAAUGAGGAGGUCCGGAUUGUUCUGGUGGGGAAGACUGGAGCAGGGAAAAGUGCAGCAGGAAACACCAUCCUGGGGAGAAAGCCUUUUGAGUCAGUAAUGUCAUCUAAUUAUGUGACAUCAACAUGUGAUAAGAAAAGAGGAAAGGUGGGGGGUCAAAGUGUAGCUGUUAUCGACACACCAGGCUUGUUUGACACUGAGUUAACACAGGAGGAGGCACUGAACAAGAUCACACAGUGCAUCUCUUUCUCCGCUCCUGGUCCCCAUGUGUUCCUGGUUGUGAUUGAGCUGGGAAGAUUUACUAAAGAGGAGCAGAAAACUGUGGAGAUUAUUCAGGACAUAUUUGGUGUUGAAGCAUCAAAAUACUCCAUGGUUCUCUUCACACAUGGAGACGAUCUUGUUGAUGUAACAAUUGAAGACUUCCUGCAUGGAAAUCCCAAACUGGAAAGUUUAAUUGCCAAAUGUAAUGGGGGAUAUCAUGUCUUCAGUAACAAAGAUCAGAAUCCCUCUCAGGUCAAUGAGCUUCUUAAGAAGAUAAACAAGAUGGUGAAGGUGAAUGGAGGAAGCAAUUACACCACUGAGAUGUUCCAGGAGGUUGAGAGAGCAAUUGAAGAGGAGAAAGAGAGGAUCCUGAAAGAGAACAGAGAGAAGAGACUCAGAGAGAUGGAAGAACUGAAGAAGAAGUUUGAAGGAGAGCGUUUAAGGGAAGAAGAAGAGAAGCUGAGGAGAAAACAGGAAAGAGAAGCGAGAGACAAAGCUGAAAGAUUAAAGAAAGGUGCCAUAUACGGGGCGGUUGUGGGAUUAGUUGGAGGCCCAGUUGGGUCUGCAGUUGGUGCAGCAUUGGGAGCUGGAGUGGCAGCUAAAGUAAAUGCAUGCAGUACUCAAUGAGAGUCCGUAGCUAACAGUGCUGUACGUUCUACAAGUUGUUUGACUUUAUUAUUUCAUGCUGAAAGCUUCCUCUAUAUACACCGAGCAUACCAAACAUUUGGAACACCAUCUUAACAUUGAGAACUGAUAUAGAAUAUGAGAGUGAAAGUUGGCCUUGUCUUCCCUAUCAACCUGGAGAAGGACCUAAAUACAUUUUAACUGGAACACUUCAGGGCAGCCAAGCUCUUCAGACAAGCCAGAGAACCCUAGAGUUUAACUCAUAUCUUCUUUCACAAUUUACAGGAAAGGAUCCUUGGAAACAUAUUUUAGUCGUCACUACUUACAGCAUGAACAUAACGAUAGAUCUGGGU